UUUUCCGAGCGACAAAAGGAAGGCCGAUACAGGAAAAGGCGGGCUUUCCGCUUCCGGAGCAUCGCACCGCCUGGUGCUUCCUCCCCCCACCACCACCGCCUCGCUUUAGAUUGACAGGCGCUUCGUGCAAUGAGGAUGCCGAGGCGAGUGGAGAGGGCCCAAUGGCGCCCGUAUGGGCGGGGUUCCGAGCCUGCAGGAGAUUCCAAGAUGGCGGCGGGGGCUGCGUGAGGCGCGGUACUGGGCGCGCGCUUCCCUCUCGCUGGCGCCCGCCGCCAUGAAGGGCAAGGAGCGUUCCCCGGCCAAGGCCAAGCGCUCCCGGGGCGGAGGGAGCAGCAGCGGCGGCGGUGGCGGCGACGACUCCUCCUCCUCCGUGCGAGGCGAGCGGAGCAGUAAGAAGCCGAGCAACGGCGGCGGGAAGUCGGCGGGCGGCGGCUCUGGAGAGGGCGGGAGCAGCAGCAGCAGCAGCCGCCGGGGCCUCCACUUGGAGAAGGCCAGCCGGGCCAGCAGCCGCGAGUACGAGGCCGUGACGGGGAGCGGCGGCCGACAUGGCUACAGCAACAGCAGCAGCAAGAACGCGGAGUCGUCGUCGUCCUCGCGGGGCAGCAGCAGCCGAGGCGGAGGAGGAGGCGGAGGAGGAGGGGAUUCCCGGGCGCCCCCUUCAGACUCCGGCGGUGGCAGUGAGUACAAGACGCUCAAGAUCAGUGAGCUGGGCAACGCGCUGAGCGACGAGGCCAUCGAGGACGGGCUCUUCCACGAGUUCAAGCGCUUCGGGGAUGUGAGUGUCAAGAUCAGCCGCCUCCCGCCCGGGACAGGCGCAGCCGACGAAAGGGUGGCCUUCGUCAACUUCCGCCGCCCAGAGGACGCCCGCGCCGCCAAGCACGCCCGAGGCCGCCUGGUCCUCUACGACAGGCCCCUGAAGAUUGAGGCCGUCUACGUGGGCAGCGGGGCGAGCGGGCGGCGAAGGAGCAGCCGCUCCCCAGCCAUCCUAGAUAAGGACUCCCCUUAUGGAGCCGCGGGCGUGGGCGUAGCGGGCGCCGCUCCCGCCGCCCUCAGGCACCCUCCGGCUGCCGCUCAGAGGGCCCUCUCUCCCGCCGGCGGAGGGGCCGGCCUGGGCUACAGGGACUUCCGGCUGCAGCAGCUGGCCCUGGGCCGCCUGCCUCCCCCGCCGCUGCCCCGUGAGCUGGAGAGGGAGCGGGACUACGGGGGCUUCUAUGACCGGGUCCGACCCGCCUACAGCCUGGAGCGUGUGGCUGGGGUGGCUGCGGCGGCCGCCUUCCGUGGAGUGGGCGGCACAGGGACUGCCAGCGAGGAGGAGAUCAGCCCCGAAGACGACCAGCGGGCCAACCGCACGCUCUUCCUGGGCAACCUGGACAUCUCGGUGACCGAGUCGGACCUCCAGAGGGCUUUUGAUCGCUUUGGGGUGAUCACGGAGGUGGAUAUCAAGCGGCCGUCCCGAGGACAGACGAGUACUUACGGCUUUCUCAAGUUUGAAAAUUUGGAUAUGGCCCAUCGGGCUAAGCUCGCCAUGUCGGGCAAAGUGCUGCUGUGUAAUCCUAUCAAAAUUGGCUAUGGCAAGGCCACCCCCACCACGCGGCUCUGGGUCGGUGGGCUGGGGCCUUGGGUGCCGCUAGCCGCCCUUGCCAGGGAAUUUGACCGUUUUGGCACUAUCCGCACCAUUGACUAUCGGAAAGGGGAUUCCUGGGCCUACAUCCAGUAUGAGAGUUUGGAUGCUGCCCAGGCUGCUUGUACUCACAUGCGUGGCUUCCCCUUGGGUGGACCGGACCGCCGUUUGAGGGUGGACUUUGCUGACACAGAGCAUCACUAUCAGCAGCCCUAUUUGCAGCCCUUGCCGCUUCCACCCCCUGGCCAUUAUGAGUUGGUAGCAGAGACAUCUGCCUUUGGGGCGCAUCGUGGUGCACCACCUGAUCCACUCCGAGGUGCACGGGAUAGGACCCCACCACUGCUGUAUGACCGUGACAGAGAUUUAUAUCCUGAAACAGAGUGGGUUCCUCCCCCACCUCCAGUUCGAGACCGGGGCAACAGAGCAACUGUCUACGAUGCACUUGAGAGCCUGGAACGCAGGCGAGACGGUUGGUCUCUAGAGAGAACUCGCGGGGAAAGGGAGUUAGGCGGUGGCAGCAGGGACCCACCCAGGAAGCGAAGACUGGUGGAGGAUGGGGGACGGCAUUUGGACCGUUCGCCUGAUAGUGAACGGUCAUCUUCUUCCCGCAAACGGCAUUGCCCUACUGCAGCUUCUCCACAAGAUCGUAGUCCUGAGCCUGGCAUAGGCAGAGACCGCUAUGGGAGUGAUGCAGAACGGUCAUCUUCCCGUUUGCUCCUGCUGGAUCGCCAUUCACCCAUCAGAGAGUCACGUAGGGGUAGCUUGGAGAGAGGCCAAAAUGAGAAGCGUGAGCACAAGAGUUCGGUAGAAAGGGAACGAAAACAUCGCACCCUCGCAGUAGCUGCGGCUCAAGAGUGCAAGAGCCCAGCUAAAAAAGAUGAACAAGUCUCUGAAGGGAGCAGUGGCGGAGGAUCACGCUUGAAGCCUCCCCCUCAAAAGCAGCAACAGCAGGAUGGAGGCUCAAAGUCUGGGUCAUCCCCCAAACUCUGCCUGGCUUGGCAAGGAAUGCUUUUGUUGAAGAACAGCAACUUUCCGUCUAACAUGCACCUACUUCAAGGAGAUCUGAGUGUGGCCAGCAGUCUCCUGGUAGAAGGAGCAACUGGUGGCAAAGUGGCCCAGCUAAAAAUCACCCAGCGUCUCCGUCUGGACCAGCCUAAAUUGGAUGAAGUUACUCGUCGCAUCAAAGUGGCAGGGCCUAAUGGAUAUGCUAUUCUUCUGGCUGUGCCUGGAACCACAGACAACCGUGCCUCAUCUGGGGCUGGUGAUGCUAACACCACCUCCACACAGCGACCACUCAGAAACCUGGUGUCCUAUCUCAAACAAAAACAGGCAGCUGGAGUGAUAAGCCUCCCAGUAGGAGGCAACAAAGACAAAGAAAACAGCGGGGUCUUGCAUGCUUUCCCACCUUGUGAUUUUUCUCAGCAGUUCCUGGAUACUACAGCCAAGGCCCUGGCUAAGUCAGAGGAUGACUAUUUGGUCAUGAUCAUUGUCCGUGGUGCAUCUUAAAGCCGUAACGCUUUCUGUGCUCUGUCCUGCUGCUUCAUACAGCCUCCCCUGUUCCAGUGUCUGCCAGGUGCUAUGCGAUAAGCCUUAGCCAGCCCCCAAAGUAUAAUUUUAAUUAGAGCCAUAGCUGAUGUUAUCUCCCUAUAACUUUCUUUAAAUUCUUUAGAAGGCAGACAUAUUAACUUUUGAGUAGUAUGACUCGACCACCUUUGCCUGUCUUGCUGAUCAACAGGUAGUAGGAAGGGAAGGUCUGCAUCAUUUAAAAAUAUGGAUCCCAAAAUAAGUCUGUCUCCCUUUUUUUAGCUUUUAACUUUUUGUCCUUUUUCAUUUCAUACCUUUAAAGUAGUUAUAAAAGUCUUCUCCAUAAACUUUCAAAUCUAAAUUGACAGAGUAAAAGCAUUAAUGUCAUGGUUUAUGUAGUUAUCUACUUAAGAAGAUAAGCAAAUGCCCAUUCUGAGUCCUGUGAGCAUUCAGUGAAGGCCUUGAGCCUGUUGUCUUGAAAACAAAAUAAUCCCUAUGUCAAGAAUCAGAAAUUAAAGUUUUGAGUUGAAUUGAUUCAUAAUUGACUUCCCUGAGGCAGCCGAUACUUAGCCUUUAUAGUAUACUGCAGACUUCUUUCCUUGGGUAGUAGUUUUUGUCAAAUUCCUGAAAAUGCAUGCCCAUGGAGAAUGUUUCUAACAGGUUGAUUCUUUUAUUUUAAUCUCUUAUACAUUUGAUGUUGCAGUACAACACAUGAUAAAGAGCAAAAAGCUGUGUUAGAAUCUGUAAACAUCUUGCAUUUCACUAUGCAAGAAAAAGUAGGUGCUUUUAAGAGAACUGUGAUUAUUUGCAUUUUUGUUAAUUUUCCAUUGCUAAAUAUAUUGGGGGCAGAGUGAAUUCUAAAAUGAAGCUUGGGAAAAAAUGUUUAGAGAUGGCACUUCAGCUCUGCCACACAACUGUUUCAAUCCCAGUUUAUUCCCAUGACAAUAAAAAUGAAUGUUACCUGCUAGAUAUCUUUCAGGUAAAAUAUAAUGGGCAUUAUGCAAGUCUGGAUUGCUCUGAUUUAAAACAGUCCAGCUUAUUCAAAGAGCAUAAUUUUGUUUUUAAAAUAAGCAUUUUAAAAAAAGAAACUGCUUUUCCACAACCAUUUCUGAGGCUAUAUAAAAGGUAUUUGGAUACAUGGCUUCAGAUGCCCAAAAUAUUAUUAAUUUGUCUAAUAAAAUCCACCCUAUUAGUUUUCUGUACUGCUGUAUCUAAGUUAUCAAGGAAUGUUAUUUUCCACUUGUGAAAAACUUCUGCCAGGUCUAAAGCAGUACACUUUUGAAAUGUGACUUAUUUUAAACAGUGUGCGUCUUGGUGUACCACAAGAUGGGAAUUAUGCAGCUCUUCAGAUGAUGUUGAACUGUAGCUCGCCUUAGUACUAGUAACACAGCCAAUGAUGAGGCAUGCAAGGAGUUGCCGUUCAGCAGUAUAUGAAGGGAUGUAUAAUUGCUGCCCUAUUAGAAGCAUGUCCUGCUCCUUACUUCUGGAACCAGUUUGUCCGUUUACUUCUGGAAGUAGGACUUUCACAGCCUAAAUCUGAUAAGCAGUAAUUAUAAACUUGAAUAAUGUUAUUUGACAAUACAAAUUAAAAUAUCAGUUGUCCUGUAAUAAAGGAAGAAAACUUUGAACUGUGGACUUAAAAGUCCUAAAAUGCACAUGUGAACCUUUUUCGAGAACCCCCGAUAAGAAUAUUUUAAAAUGGUUGGCAUGUUAUAAAGGGGGUAUUUCAUAAAUUCUCUACUUCCAGGUAGAAUCAGCAGUAUAAGUUUAUGUUGCUGGUUACUGCAUAAUAUGAAUAUUGGUGUGUUAUACAGUGGGAAUGUCAAGCACUAGUGGCAUGAAUUCUCUGUCGGUUUAAUGGGUCAUUUAAAGGAGAUCACCCAUAUAAACUCUCCAAAAGUGAAUGAUUCGAGAUUUUCAGCAUCUGUCCAUUCUUUUAAUAUGUAAUACUGUCCUUGUUAAAAGAAUAGAAAUUGAUUUUUAGGUGAAUUGUCUGAAUAUACUUGUUAACAUCAAAGUGCUAUCUGCUGUUGUCAGAAAAAUCCCUACUGUGGAUUUCUUUCCCUCCUUUAAAACGAAAAAGAAAAAAAACUCAUUGUUGUUUAUGUUAUAAGUUGAAGUAUGUGAAUGUUACAGGAAAUGGGCAGUUUUUCCAAAUUAUUAUCUAAACAUUUGACUUAAUUUUCUUUUUUUUAAAAAAAUGGUCUAUUCAUAGCUAUUGGAGGAAAAAAUAUUUUAGGAGCAAUAUUUUAUGACAAGCACUUAGGUACAAGUAUCAUAAAAGUCAUUUUGGUUGCAUUAGAAUACAGCUAUGGUAUACCCAGAAAAAGAGCUACUCAAAAAAAGAGCUAAACUUAUGUUUAAUGCCACUUCUGCAGAGAAAAAAAAUAGACUUCUAAUCACUGUGUAUGGCAUUAUUGAGCCUGAAUAGGAGCAGUGUGUACUUGAAUGCUGCAUGUCUUUACAAGUCUUGUUUCCAUCCUUUAUCAUUUGUGGCUUUAGAAUGGAUUUUUUUAUUCUGAAGCAUCAGUUAAGAAUCACUUCUUUUCCUGCUUAACGGAAAGCCUGAAGGGGCAUAUUUGCAUUAUAAUUUAAAUUCUUACAAUUGGAGACGAACAGUUGGAAACAGCUGUUCAUCAGUUUCUGUGCAUGCUUGAAAAUUUGCCCUAUAGAGUGUUGUUGGCUGGUAGUGUGGCAUGAGUUUAAAGCUACCUCAUUAUUGUGAGAUCCACUGAUGUGUUCUAUAUGGUAGCUUCCUAUGUUGGGAAACACAAACAUCAACACUGGAAGUGGAUGCAAGACAAUUGUAAAGCAAUCUGUAGUGUGAAUCACUUCUUCCCAAGAGAUAUAGGGAGGAAGGUAUCUUCCUCGGACUGCUUAAGCCAACAGUGAGAAUGCGGCUUAUUUGAGACCAAAAGAGUUUGAGGAAACAUCCAAAAUUUAUAAUUAGACAUUAAAUCAUAAAUGGGGAAAUGCCACAUUUUGCCGCUAAAAUGUACACCAGUAUGGUCACCUUAUAAAAUGGCUUACUUUGAACACAAUUGGUUGGAAGUGACAAAAUCACCUAUUUGUGAAAAAAAUCUGUGAGUUCAAUUUAGAUAAAAUUAAAAAAAAAAGAUAUUUCAGUGGUAUCACUUACAAUAUAUAUUUCCAAUUUUAUUUAUCCAAGUGUAAAAUUUUGGAAAACUGGUAAAAUUCACUGGAGGAGAAUCUGAUUUUUUUGAUUGGCUUUUUUCCUCUUCCAAUAACCAGGAAGCCAAAAUAAAAAAGGGAAAAUAUGUACACAAACAGAACACUAAAUUUCAUGUUCUAUUUGAAUUGCCUUUUUGAAAAUAAGAGAAAUAGUGUGAACUGUAAAAAGAAAAAUAAUGUCCUGAAUCUUAAAUCCUUGAAUUGCUCAUUGUGCAUCUAUAUACAGAUGUGAAUUCAUUUCAAAGAUUUUGUGCCAGUGGAGGGUGAUUGGUACUUUCAGACUUUACCUAUAAUGUUGAAGAAAAGCCUUGUAGUUCAAUAAAUUAUCUGUAAACAUAGGGAGAGGACAACUAUAUUGUAAACCUUUGUACUGAAUAACCUCUUCUUUCCUCCUGAAAAGCAAGGCUGUUGAACUGCCGAAGAUGACAAGGGAUUCAAAGCUCUAAUGGACCUUUGCGAAGAAAAGCUGUGGCUUAUGUGGAAUAUACAUGGGCCUCCUGGAAGAAAGCUUAUCUGUUUAGUAUUUGUGCAUUUUACUAAAAUGGCAGCUUAAAAAAGUUGUGUAUCUGCUAUUGUGAUGCCAAUGCCCGUGUUUUAAGUGGAAAAUUGACCUCUUUGCUUUGUGCUGUGUACACAAGAUUUCUGCAAAAGUAAAGGAAAAAAACCUUUUUAUGGCUCACACAGCUUGAUGGCUGUCACUCAAAACAUGCGCUCACAGUCGAGCUGAUUUUGUUUCAUUCUAAAUAAAUUGUUUCUUUUGAGGAAA
Molecule: messenger RNA, 7103 nt
Organism: Anolis sagrei ordinatus
Lineage: Eukaryota; Metazoa; Chordata; Lepidosauria; Squamata; Anolidae
Gene: RBM15
Product: RNA binding motif protein 15
Biological process (GO): regulation of alternative mRNA splicing, via spliceosome
Cellular component (GO): nucleus
Molecular function (GO): mRNA binding
Source: RefSeq, a predicted model, not a curated record